Saitoella complicata NRRL Y-17804 is the source of this 1337-nucleotide messenger RNA. RefSeq lists its product as uncharacterized. The record is from RefSeq and is a predicted model, not a curated record. The transcript is spliced from 4 exons. The coding region runs from base 25 to 990 and encodes 321 amino acids. Gene Ontology annotation, biological process: autophagosome assembly. Gene Ontology annotation, cellular component: phagophore assembly site. Lineage: Eukaryota; Fungi; Ascomycota; Saitoellomycetes; Saitoellales; Saitoellaceae.
CACUGAACGACAGGGUGAGUAGAGAUGGACGACUGUUACGACGUUUACGUACGACUACCAUACCCAAGAAAUGCAUUCAUCGAUCCUCCUGCUAUUGACUGGUCACGCGAUAAAGAACGACAGUUAUGGACGAUAUUAUCGCGGUAUCGUCACCGGUCUGACAUUGACUGGAAAGAGCUAGCGACACUGUUCAACACACCAACCCACUUCCUCCUACAACAAGCCGCAUUACUAUACGAACGCGAACUAUCACAAGUCCGGGAACAAAUGCGGCGAGUGGGGUCUUCCUCCUCACUGGCCAUGGCACCAUCUCGAAGUCGUGAGUCGAGUCAGAGCGGCGUGGGUAUCGCUGUCAGUGAUGUUGGCGUCGGAAGUAUGCGCGGAAGUCGUGCCGUAUCGUCAUCAACAGACGAGAUAUUCACAGUUCCUAUCCCAACAGCGAUGCUCCCCUCCUCCUCCCGCGCCUCAACCUCCUCCUUCCGCCCCGCUCCCGCUCCCUCCCCCUCCCCAGCACCCCAAGUUCCUAUAUUGAGCUUCCCCUCCUCCCGUCGCGCAAGCGCGACACCAACCCCACCCUUAACGGCCCUCCCAGCCCGUCUACGUCCCCCAUCCCGUUCGGGCUCUGGGUCAGGAUCGGGAAGCUCCUUAUCCGAUUCAUUGUCGCGACUCCCGCGCGAACCACCCGCAUUCCUCCCAUUAUCCGAAGACGAGCACGACACCGACAUCAAUGAAGCGCGGCCCACACUCGACCGUCAAAAGACCCUCAAAGCCCCAACUCCCGACUUCCCACGCCCUACCACCACACCCAAAAAGCAAAGCAACCCACCCUCCAUCGGUUCCAGUUUUUCGGAUUUGUCGGAUGCGAGCGUGAGUGUGUCAGCCAUGGAAGACGCGCUCAUAUCACAGGCACAAGCACAAGCACAAGGACAAGGGCAAGGGAGUAAGUUGAGUAUAUUUUCGGGGGCGGGCAGGAGUCGGUAUGUGCCUUGAGAUAUGAGAUGUGGGUUUAGGGGACGGUGCAGGAGAGAUAUGGGAGCACAGGAUGGAGGUUUUGGACAGGAUAGCACAGCUGUGAGCAGAGGACCAUGACCAGAGGGACCUUCAGUAGAAUGCACGAUAGACGAGGGAGAAGAAGAGGAAGAAGAGUCUGGAUUAAGGUGUCGUCGGGGCACGGUCGGUAGAGGCGCGAUAGGUGUAGGAACCUUCACAGAUUACUCGAUCCUUCAGCGGGAUGAAUAAAUAACCAGCGAACAAACGCGUAUCAAGAGAAGCACAGCGGAAGGACGAAAACGGCGGAGCAUCAACGUAACAUUUGGUAUAUUAUGGUAUCCUAGAAA